AUGACCGACCAAGAUAUGAACUCAGCUGUCAAGAACUUCCUCGCUAGUCCUCGCUUUGCCGUGGCAGGCGCCAGCAGCGACCCUUCCAAGUUCGGCCACAGAGGUAGGCUUCCGUACAAGCCCAUCCCGCACAACUCUCACUUACAUUGUAUAGUCUUUGCAUGGUACCUCCAGCGCUCUCUUCCCGUCACACCUCUCAACCCAUCUCGACCAAGCGUCUCUGUCUCGUCCAAGGACUACGAUACCGUGCCUUCACCCUCAGCUCUACAACAGCCAAAGGAGACAGGAUUGAGUGUCAUCACACCUCCCGCAGUAACCAAGAAGCUAUUGCAAGAGGCCAAGGAAGCAGGUGUGAGAGCUGUGUGGCUCCAGCCAGGCAGCUUCAACGAUGACAUCCUCGAGUAUGCAAUGAAAGAAUUUCCAGGAGCGGCAGUGGGUGGAGAUGGAGGUAGAGGAGGAGAAGGCUGGUGUGUACUCGUGGAUGGAGAUGGUGGCCUGAGAGCCGCUGGAAGAGAACAAGGUCGCUUGUAG
Molecule: messenger RNA, 531 nt
Organism: Aureobasidium vineae
Lineage: Eukaryota; Fungi; Ascomycota; Dothideomycetes; Dothideales; Saccotheciaceae
Source: the annotation of a GenBank genome assembly